AUGGAUGUACCCACACUGGUUGACUGUCAGCGCGAGCUUCAAGUCCGCAUCUCACGUUCUGUGGAGUACUUGAAGAAGCUGGGCAGCUCCAAUAUCACCGCCAGUGCUAUCUCCACCCGCACCAGAAUUCUGGAUCAGCUGUGGACAAAGUUCGAGGCGCAGCAUGACCUUAUCCGUGCGGCCUUGAAGGAAAGAUUCAGUGAGAGCGAGUACUUUAAAUCAGAGUUGCAUGCUGAUACGGAGAAUCUCUACGUGUCACAAAGAAGCAUACUAGACAGCUACGCUGAACACUAUCGUGCAGCAAACGUACCUCCUUCGGCCGACGCCACGUCAAGGUCAUCACUGCCGCGUAUCAAAGUGCCGCCAUUUUCUGGUGCCUACGCCGAUUGGCCGUCGUUCCGAGAUCUCUUUCUCUCCGUCGUGAGUGGCAAUGCGAUCUCCAACAUCGAGCGCUUUCACCACCUGCGCUCAUGUCUGACGGGGCAAGCUGAAAGGUUAAUAAGGUCAUUGCCUGUCACCAGCGACAAUUACGAUCGCGCUUGGAUGAAGGGAGAUACCGCAGAAGAAUUGAGACGCAUUCACAACGCCGUUACUGCCGCCGUCAAUGGUCAGGAGAGCAUCGGACGUCCAAUCAACACCCACGGAAUGGACCUCUUCAACUUCCUGGUCACCGAGCUGUUUGAUGCACGCACACGUCUUGAGUGGGAGUCGUCCACGUCAGACUCAUCAGAGCCGGCACAAAACGAGGCACUUGUGGACUUCAUCAGCCGCCGGAUCCUGACGCUCAAUGCCGCACGACCGAAGAGCGCCAGCAAACCGCCCGGAGAUGCUCCACGGGUAGCCAAGGCACACGUCACGAAGCACCAAGGAACCGAGUCGCCGCACUGUGCACUGUGUCGCGAGAAGCACACCUUGAUGACCUGCCGAGAUUUCAAGGCCAAGACUGUCAACGACCGCAAGGCAUUUGUCGAGAGUAACAGGCUCUGUUACAAUUGCUUAGGCAACCAUUUUCUCUCUCGCUGCCAGUCAAAGAAGAACUGUCUGACAUGCGACGCACGACACCACACGAUGUUACACGGAGCACCCACAUCGUCAGCGUCAACUGAAGCCACACGCGCCACCACACUGACCGCUACGCUGCAAAAUCCAGAGUGCAAGGCCGUUCUUCUUGCAACAGCACGAAUAAACGUCGCCGAUCGGUACGGAUCACCACAAGCCGUACGCGCUUUGAUCGACCAAUGUUCUGAGGUGUCGAUCAUUUCGGAGACCUUGGCACAACGUCUUCGCCUUCCUCGAGUCUCAACGGGCCUCUCCAUUUUCGGCAUCGGAGGGACUCGCUCGGGAUCCGCUCGUGGCAAGGUCACGCUGCACGUAACGUCAGACGUGACCAACGCCAAACUCAGCGUGGUGGCCUUUGUGCUGCCCCGCAUAUCGCUGCAGCAAGGCUCGGUCUCGCGGGAAGAACGCAGCUGGCCUCAUCUCAACGGACUCCAACUGGCCGAUCCUCGCUUCUUAGACGACGACCCAGCUGAGCUGCUACUGGGAGCCGAGGUCUAUUCCUUGAUCCUCGAGGAAGGCCUCCGCAAGGGUGAAUCAAGGAUGCCGAUCGCUCAGCAAACCAGCCUGGGAUGGAUCCUUUCUGGCGGCUACGACGCAGCAGCAGUCAAGGGACAUCGCCGCACCUUCCGGUGCACCGCCGAUCAUGACCUCGCCGACUUCGUUCGACGCUUCUGGGAGCAGGAGAGCGAGCCGAUAACUCGGGCUUCACUCACUCCCGACGAGACCACGUGCGAGGAACUCUACGUGCGCACCGUCACGCGCACGCCCACCGGGAGAUACAUGGUGAGGCUGCCCUUCUCAUCGCCGCCGACGACUCUUCAGGAUACUCGCCGCCCAGCGGAGCACCUACUGAAAGCCAUGGAGACCAAGGGCAGCCGAGAUCUUCGAUUUGGCGACCUCUAUCACGGCUUCAUGCAGGAAUACGAGGACCUGCAACACAUGAAGAAGGUAAAUACCUCAACAACAACGGAGAAUUUCAGAUGCUACUUACCGCAUCACGGGGUCCUGAAGGAAUCGAGCACGACGACAAAGCUCCGAGUCGUGUUCAACGGCUCUCAGCGCACACGGGCCGGUACUUCGCUCAACUCGCAGCUGCUGACUGGGGCAAACCUUCUGCCAGCGCUCACCGACGUGUUGCUGCGAUGGCGUUGGCACCGGUACGUCUUCGUCACCGACAUCGAGAAGAUGUACCGCCAAAUCCUCGUACAUCCUGAGGACUGCCGUCUCCAAACAAUCUUGUGGCGUCACAACAAGACGGACGAGAUCGGAGAGUACGAGCUGCAGACGGUGACCUACGGCAUGGCGUGUGCACCGUUCCUGGCCAUCCGAACUCUGCAACAACUUUGUGCGGACGAGGGAGCGCAGUUUCCUCAAGGUGCCACAGUACUUCGGCUUGAUUGCUACGUCGACGACGUGGUCACCGGCGCGGACAACCUCGACGAUGCCGUCAACCUCCAGACGGAGCUGCGCAACCUCUGCAUGGCGGGCGGAUUUCCACUGAGGAAGUGGGCCUCGAACCAUCCAGAGGUCCUCACAGGAGUCCCACAGGAGCAUCGGCUGCAGCAAGGACCACAUUCCUGGGAAGGAGAGAGCCAUUCGACAUUGGGCCUGCGAUGGCGUCCUCAAGAUGACCGGUUUGCCUUCGCAAUACAUCCUCGGCCAGUCAGCAAAUUCACGAAGCGACGAGUCCUCUCCGAAACUGCACGCCUAUUCGACCCGAUGGGCUGGCUCGCGCCUGUCGUCAUUCGGGCGAAGAUCCUAAUCCAAAGCACCUGGCUUCAGCAACUUGAUUGGGACGCUCCACUGCCGGCCAAGGAUGCUCGACAUUGGCAACAGCUGUUGGAUCAGUUGCCGCUGCUCAGGCACAUACGCGUGAAUCGCUGGCUCAGCACCGACAACGAUCACUCGAGGUUGCAGCUCCACGGUUUUGCUGAUGCUUCCGAACGAGGAUACGCCGCAGUAGUCUACCUCCGCACCACUGAAAGGGGAAAACCGUCAAUUAAUCUACUCAUGGCGAAAUCCAAGGUCGCACCCGUCAAGCAGGUUUCGUUGCCGCGACUUGAGUUGUGCGCUGCUAGCCUACUCACCACGCUCACGCUGCAUGUCCGCGACAUUCUCGGCUUGGCAACUACUCCAGUAUAUCUGUGGUCCGAUUCCCAGGUCACGCUUCAUUGGAUCCAGGGACACGCCACUCGCUGGAAAACUUUCGUCGCCAACCGGGUAGCUCAUAUCCAGACACAGCUCCCGGACGCUCGAUGGAGACACGUAGCCGGGAAGAAUAAUCCUGCAGACUGCGCAUCGAGAGGAAUUACUCCUGGAGAAUUAAUCAACCACGCAUUAUGGUGGACUGGACCUACCUGGUUGGCACUGGACGAGACAGCAUGGCCCAGCUCAGAGGUCCACAUCGCAGAGGAUGACCUUCCUGAACAGCGCACCACCAGCCUGAUGACCAAGGGCUCCGUCGUCGUCGAACCGGACAUCCUUCUUCGGUUCUCUGCGCUUCAUCGGCUGCUACGCGUUACGGCUUGGUGUCGUCGAUGGCUCAACGUGGCGAGCCGGGAGGUCACACCUGGUUGUCCACUACACCCCGACGAGCUGGACGCCGCCCUACUCCAGUGGCUUCGAGUAGUACAGGCGCUCCACUUCCCGGACGAGAUAGCUGCUGCCACCGCAGGACGCUCCGGCCCACCACGCAGUUCACUGAUCAAGCUGAAUCCGUUCAUCGACGACCAAGGUGUACUGCGCGUUGGAGGACGUCUCAAACACGCACUGCUGCCCUACGACGAGAAGCACCCGGUGAUCAUACCGCCGGCCUCCUGGAUGACGCGACUGCUGAUCGAGUCCUGCCAUCGUCGCUCUCUGCACGGCGGCGUCCAGAUGACACUCGGUCUGCUUCGCCUUCGAUUCUGGGUACCACGCGGAAGGACCGUCGUCAAGCAGCAACUGCAUCGGUGCGUCACUUGCACUCGCUGGCGCGCUGCCACGCCACAGCCUCCAAUGGGCCACCUUCCUCGGGACCGAGUGACGCCAACUCGACCUUUCUUGAGCACUGGACUGGACUACGCGGGACCAAUUUCCAUCCGGACCAGCAAGGGACGCGGACACCGCUCACAGAAAGGAUACAUCGCGGUCUUCGUCUGCUUUUGGUCGAAGGCCAUCCACCUCGAGGUCGUCUCGGAUUACAGCUCCGAGGCCUUCAUCGCCGCCUUACGCCGCUUCGUCUCUCGCAGAGGACUGUGUACGGACGUCUACAGCGACUGCGGCACAACAUUCGUUGGCGCCGAUCGCACCCUGCGGGAGCUCUUCAAGGCGUCGACCUCCGAGGGCCUUCACAUCGCCCGCGCCGCCAACACUCAAGGGAUCCGCUGGCAUUUUAAUCCGCCAGCGGCCCCUCACUUCGGUGGUCUUUGGGAGGCUGCCGUGAAAUCCACGAAAUUUCACCUCCGCCUUAAUUCUCGUCCGUUGCAAGCUCUGUCAGACGAUCCAGACGACACUUCAGCACUCACUCCAGGGCACUUCAUCAUCGGCGCGCCUCUAUUAGCUAUACCUGAGCCGUCACGGAUCGGACAAUCAUCAUCCACGCUGUCAGGCUGGCAUCACCUGCAGCUGAUGCGAGACCAUUUUUGGCAACGGUGGUCGGCUGAGUACGUGCACGGGCUCAACCCCCGCACCAAAUGGGUCAAGGCCGAGGCCGCACCUCACGUCGGGGACCUUUGCAUCAUCCGCUCGGAGCUCACCCCUCCGACUCGAUGGCCUCUUGCAAGGAUCACGAGACUGCAUCCCGGGGACGACGGUGUCGUCCGCGUGGUCUCAGUACGCACCGCCACAUCCGAAUUCGUACGCCCGAUCGUUAAAUUGGUCAUGCUCCCGGGCGCGGAUCGUAUUCCGGACGCGAAUAACGCGGACACGCCGUCCGCCGGCACGUAA
Messenger RNA from Nylanderia fulva, 4986 nucleotides. NCBI's taxonomy places the organism in Eukaryota, Metazoa, Arthropoda, Insecta, Hymenoptera, Formicidae. The record is from RefSeq and is a predicted model, not a curated record.